This is a messenger RNA of Soboliphyme baturini, 1386 nucleotides long. The record is from the annotation of a GenBank genome assembly. Lineage: Eukaryota; Metazoa; Nematoda; Enoplea; Dioctophymatida; Soboliphymatidae.
AUGGAAGAAAGAAGACCGGCCACAAAGGUGAAGCGAAUUACGGCCAAGACAGCCAAGUCCGAAACGGCCACAAACGCGAAGAGGACCCAGAAGUUGGAAAAAGCGGCGGCAGAAGACCCGAAGAACCCCGAGUCGAGCAGAAGAGGGCUGACCCGACAGCGGACCAAGAUCAGAUGCCCACCUCUACACCCCACGCCCCUCGUCCCCAGCUACAAAGGCGGCGGUCCGUCCACUGACACUGAUUCGCAGGUAAGUACUAUUUCUGCUCUUACCGUUCCUAAGGAUGUUUUAGAGCAUAGGAGCGAUAGUUGUGAUAAGUCAUUAGCUUCCUCUGAGUCGGCGAGCAUUGAGUCAGUAGGUGCUUUGAGUUUAGAAAGAAAGCAACCUGAGUUAACUUGUGAGGGCAGUUCAGCUAUACUAUUAGUGGCAGUUCCACAGCCACAGUCCAUAAUCUGCCCUGUGGGCUGCAGCAACUCCUACCCAGCAUUCCUCUCGGACGGAACAUACAACCAUCAGGCUAUAACCCGCCAUCUGAAGAGGGUCCACGGGUUCCUGAAGGUCACAUGGAGGUAUACGUGCCUCUUUUGUGGCCUUCACUUUAAGGAACACAAACUCGCUCUGAGGAUGGCAAACCAGCACUUGAGAAAAUGCUCAUCGCGAGUUAUUUCAGAGGGCAUAAGCGCUACCCAGGGUAUGUCAUCCGAGAGGAAUGCCAAAAGUGCUACAUCUGGCAUCACCAACCAAAACAGCUUGUUCCAAACCAAUGUCCCUGCUGCGAUAGUGCCAGUAAAACCCACAGCGAGUUUGGACAGUGCGCGCCAUGGCCUCGAAGCGCCGGAAGCCUGUGCCGCAGUAGUCAACCGACCGAUCGCGCGUAGGGAUAAGGCAUUCCUGUGGGUAAGUGCAACUCGGCACGUAACUACAACCGACGUCGCAUCCAGAGUCAGUGAUGACUCACCCGCGGCGGCGCCGGCCAGGAUGAUGGAAGCGGCUUCCGCGUACCACCCAGUGCCACCCGUUGCCGAAUUGCCCAUAAGUCUCAAACAGGCGCAGCGUGAGAUGAGCGCGACCAGUCGGCUGGACAGCGAACAGCGACCGUUGUCCGCACCGGCGACUGACCCCGUCCCCACUGUAGCUUUACGCUGCACUGACUGCUGCUUCACUGGUACGAACAAUCGCAGUUUGGCGCAACCUAGGCGGACACAUGUAACACAGCAGCCUGCACAGGUGUCAAUCUUACCUGACGCCCCUCUCCCGGACUGCAGCACUUCUGAAGAGUCAGUAGAGUUACAAAGGAUGCCUGACGGACCUAGAAAUAUAGUUUGCGCUGAGUGUCAAUAUAACGCCGGAUCAGCCCAAGGACUCGCAAAUCACGGGUGUUCAUGA